This is a messenger RNA of Meira miltonrushii, 1164 nucleotides long. RefSeq names its product Septin. Gene Ontology annotation, molecular function: GTP binding; molecular adaptor activity; GTPase activity. The coding region runs from base 1 to 1164 and encodes 387 amino acids. The record is from RefSeq and is a predicted model, not a curated record. Lineage: Eukaryota; Fungi; Basidiomycota; Exobasidiomycetes; Exobasidiales; Brachybasidiaceae. Gene Ontology annotation, biological process: cytoskeleton-dependent cytokinesis. The transcript has a single exon. Gene Ontology annotation, cellular component: microtubule cytoskeleton; cytosol; septin ring.
AUGUCUGACGCUUCCCAUUAUCAACAAUACGAUCAUUCAACAGGUAUCGCCAAUUUGCCAAACCAAAGGCACAAGAUCGUUGCCAAAGCUGGAGGUCAUUUCACGUUGAUGGUUGUCGGAGAAAGCGGUGUAGGAAAGACAACAUUGAUCAACACACUCUUCUCUACAGAACUUGCAACCGGCAAGAAUCACACAAUUCGUCAUGCUAAACAACUAGACAAAACUGUCGAGAUUGAUAUUAUCAAGGCAGAAUUGGAAGAGAAACAAUUCAAAGUCAAACUCACUGUGAUCGAUACACCCGGUUUCGGAGAUUACGUCAACAAUCGUGACAGUUGGUCCCCCAUAAUCGACUUCUUGGACGAUCAACAUGAAAUGUACAUGCGUCAAGAACAACAACCUGAACGUAAGGACAAGACUGAUAUGCGUGUUCAUGCUUGCCUAUACUUCGUCCGUCCAACCGGUCACACACUCAAACCUCUCGAUAUCGAAACAAUGAAGCGAUUGGGAACCCGUGUCAAUUUGAUUCCCGUCGUUGCCAAGGCUGAUACAAUGAGCCCCAACGAUUUGGCAAUCUUCAAACAACGUAUUCGCGAAGUGAUCAAUGCUCAAGGUAUUCGUGUCUACUCACCACCAAUCGAAACCGAUGAUGAAGCAAGUGCUGAACAUGCAAAGACACUCAUGAACGCUAUGCCAUUCUCCAUCAUCGGAUCUACAAAGGAUGUACAAACCCGUGAUGGACGUGUGGUUAAGGGUCGUGAUUAUCUAUGGGGUGUCGCUGAAGUGGAAAACGAGGAACAUUGUGACUUCAAGAAAUUGCGUUCUUUGCUCAUCCGUACACACAUGCUGGAUUUGAUCAACACAACAGAAGAGACCCAUUACGAGAACUACCGUCAAGCACAAAUGGAAACCCGUAAAUUCGGUGAACCAAAGGUGAAAAAGUUGGACAACCCCAAAUUCAAAGAAGAGGAAGAGGCAUUACGUCGCCGUUUCACAGAGCAAGUCAAAUUGGAAGAACAAAGGUUCAGACAAUGGGAACAACAUUUGAUCGCCGAGAGAGAUCGUCUAAACAAGGAUUUAGAACAAGCCCAUUCUUCCGUCAAGGCUCUGGAAGCCGAAUUAGAUGCAAUGCAAGGCGGUUACGGCCGUGGCACCCAAAGACGGUAA